UUUCAGUUAAAAGCAUUAGUUUUUGGUGUUUCGUUGAAGCGGCAUGCAGUACCUGAUUACAUAACCGGUCAGGUGUAUCCAAGCAUCAACAUAUAUGACGAGGAAGGUAUUAGAAAAAUGCAAUUCUAGCCAGAUCCAGCAAAUCCUGGGACGGUCAUAAUUUAUGCCAGAAAGGGUUUAGAAUCCGAUCCCGUCUCUUUGAACUUAUCCUUUCGAGCCAAAUCACUGCCAUUUCCCGUUGAUCCUCCCCCCUACGACCAAUCUCCGAUCCGCACUCGUUGGUUGACGGCGCGUUCUUCCUUUAUCCCCGCAUCAUGGCUUCGGGUGACCACACAAGCUCGAGCGGCGAGCUCUACGAAUCCGGGUUGACCGUUCGUUCAGACUCGGAGAACUAUUCGGCCAACAAUGAGUUAUCCGAGUCGACGUCGAGCUCCCCUCUGAUCCUCUACAAACCCCCUACAAUCUGGAGCAUCUUGCGAGGCGCUGCCAUCAAUCUGGUUCUUCCCUUCGUGAAUGGACUCAUGCUGGGCUUUGGUGAACUAUUUGCACAUGAAGCAGCCUUCCGCCUAGGAUGGUCUGGCACAAAGAUCUUCCCUACCUAUCGGAGACCAGCGGGGCCUGGUUUGGAGGUUCGAGAAGUUCCAUCGCGGAGGAAUAACAGCUUGCGAGACACGGCGUCUUUGGAAUAAGAUAGGUGCUGGAAGCUCACUAUAAGACUCUGCGACCGCGCUCACAC
This is a messenger RNA of Aspergillus pseudotamarii, 736 nucleotides long. Its product is annotated as TOM13-domain-containing protein. The record is from RefSeq and is a predicted model, not a curated record. The transcript is spliced from 2 exons. NCBI's taxonomy places the organism in Eukaryota, Fungi, Ascomycota, Eurotiomycetes, Eurotiales, Aspergillaceae. The coding region runs from base 315 to 689 and encodes 124 amino acids. Gene Ontology annotation, cellular component: mitochondrial outer membrane. Gene Ontology annotation, biological process: mitochondrial outer membrane translocase complex assembly; protein insertion into mitochondrial outer membrane.